GCAGAAGGAGGAGGAGGAGGAGGAGGGGGGAUGCUUGUUGUGCGCCGGCCGUUUCCCGGCGGAGCCGUCAGCUGACGCCGCCGUUUCCUGGCUGCCGCCCGCCAUGCUGCGGCUCCUGCUCCCGCUGGCCGCCCUGGCCGCGCUCCUCCGGGCGGCGAAAGUUUCUGAGAGGAGUUUUGGGAUUGAUUAUGAUUCCAACUGCUUUGUGAAAGAUGGAGAACCUUUCCGUUACAUCUCCGGUAGCAUUCACUACUCCCGGGUUCCUCCAUAUUACUGGAAAGACCGCCUGUUGAAGAUGAAGAUGGCAGGACUUGAUGCCAUUCAAACGUAUGUCCCAUGGAACUACCAUGAACCCCAGGUGGGCGUUUAUGACUUUUUUGGUGGCAAAGAUCUGGAAAGUUUCCUGCAGCUUGCUAACGACACUGGAUUGCUUGUUAUCCUGAGAGCUGGACCUUACAUCUGUGCGGAAUGGGACAUGGGAGGUCUUCCUGCAUGGCUCUUGGAGAAGAAGUCCAUUGUUCUCAGGUCUUCUGAUUCAGAUUAUCUGGAAGCAGURGAGAGAUGGAUGAGUGUCCUUUUGCCAAAGAUGAGGCCUUACCUCUAUCAGAAUGGAGGCCCAAUCAUCAUGGUKCAGGUGGAGAAUGAGUAUGGAAGCUACUUCGCUUGCGACUACAACUAUCUGCGCUUCCUUCUGAAGCUCUUCCGCCAGCAUCUUGGGGAUGAGGUGGUGCUUUUCACAACUGAUGGUGCAAGCCGGUUUCACUUGAAAUGUGGGGCUCUCCAGGGUCUUUAUGCAACAGUGGACUUUGCCCCAGGUGGCAAUGUCACAGCAGCAUUCUCAGCUCAAAGGAGCAGUGAACCUAAGGGCCCUUUGGUUAAUUCUGAGUUUUAUACUGGAUGGUUGGAUCACUGGGGGCACCGUCAUUCUGUUGUGCCUGCACAAAUUAUAGCUAAAACACUUAAAGAAAUCCUGGCACGUGGUGCUAACGUUAACCUGUACAUGUUUAUAGGUGGGACUAACUUUGCCUAUUGGAAUGGUGCUAAUAUGCCUUAUAUGCCUCAGCCCACUAGUUAUGACUAUGAUGCUCCACUGAGCGAAGCGGGAGACCUGACAGAAAAGUAUUUUGCCUUGAGAGAAGUCAUUGGUAUGUAUAAGCAGUUACCAGAAGGUCUUAUCCCUCCAACAACACCCAAAUUUGCAUAUGGAAAGGUUCGCUUGCAGAAGGCAGGCACUGUGUUGGAUGUUCUUGAUGGACUGUCACCUGGACCAGUGAGAAGCACUUACCCAUUGACCUUUGUUGAGCUAAAGCAGUAUUUUGGGUUUGUACUGUACAGAACUACACUUCCAAAGGACUGUGUGGAGCCAACACCACUKUCUUCACCUUUAAAUGGAGUCCAUGAUCGUGCCUAUGUCUCUGUCAAUGGGGUACCUCAGGGUGUUCUUGAAAGGGACAAAUCCCUUAUGAUAAAUAUAACUGGACCGGCUGGAGCAAAUCUGGACAUCUUGGUAGAGAAUAUGGGCCGAGUCAACUUCGGUAGAUACAAUAACGACUUUAAGGGUCUAGUUUCAAAUUUAACUCUUGCUGAAGAUACACUCRUUGAAUGGGAAAUCUAUCCUCUAAACAUAGAUGGAGCAGUGAACUAUGACGUUCUUGAUCUCUUUCAUCACCCGGAGAGAUCUGCUGGCAAUACACUGAGUUAUGAAGUACCUACAUUUUACACUGGUAGUCUUACAAUUCCUGGAGGGAUUCCAGACUUGCCUCAAGACACCUAUGUGAAUUUUCCUGGCUGGACAAAGGGACAAAUUUGGAUCAAUGGCUUUAAUCUUGGUCGCUACUGGCCAGCCCGUGGUCCUCAGCUGACCCUUUAUGUUCCAAGGAAUGUACUUGUUGCGUCGGUGCCAAACAACAUAACAGUGUUGGAGCUGGAGCGUUCUCCUUGCAGCACCCAGGCGUGUGAAAUAGAAUUUGUAGACAAACCUAGUAUCAAUGCAACCCUACAGCAUGAGAAAUUUAAACCCCCGCUCUUUGUUAGAGAACUAUGGAUGGGGCAUCUAUAAUUAUUUGAGUAUUUCUUUAUUGCCCCCCCACUUUUGUUUCCCUUUCCCUCAAACCAUACUGAUUAACACUGAGUCUUUGAAAAAGGGAAGUUGCUUAGGUGAGACAACUUCUUAAAUUCUUCAAAGACAACUUUUUUUUUUUUUAAGUCUCUCAGUUAAACACUGAAUUUCUUUUUAAAAAUAAAAACUGGAGCUUUGAAAUUUGCCUUGGACUGUGAAAUUGAACUCAGCUGGAAGGUAAYGUUUGCAUCAAUCUAGUAAAAAUGUAGUUCUUGUACUCUGCUUACACUCCAGUAACUUUCUUAUGCUUUUAUUUCUUACCAUGUUUUGCAACUGAGAGGAGCCUACAAAAGGGGUGUGCAGCCCCCCACUGUCUUGCUGGUUUUACUUAAGUGGACUGGUAAGUCAGAGCUGCCAAUGGACGAGACACUUUCAGCUUCCUUAAUCAGCUGGUUAAAGUAUCAAGAUCUUUUUAGUCUGAUUGGGCUUACUGCCAGCCUUGAGUGGACCUCAUUUUUUUAAUGCAAGUGUCUUUGGGAAAAUUUCAGUUGGUUUCUUACAGGAGCAGUGAGAAAAACUCUGGAAGAGAGCACUCAAAUGCCAGCUCGUCCAAACAGCAGUAACAUGGAGAGGGACCUUGUAGUCUGCAUCUGUCGCCUCUUAGAAAGCCAAUUUAUUGCUUCCCUAAUGCUGUCUCUGAGGACUUAAAGUAAAUUGAUCAGUACAAGGACAUAGGUAAAAGUUAGGCUGCUUUACUGGAAAUGCAACCUCUGACUAACCUGCCUGCAGAAUGUGGUUUUAAAAUUAUCAAAUUUUCCUUUGAUUUUUUUGUUUUGUUUUGUUUUUGUUUUGUUUUUGUUUUGUUUUGUUUGUUUGUUUGAUUUCUUUUUUUUCCCUAGUGGGCAUGGAGUACCUUUUCAUAGGCCAGCACCUGGAAGUGGAAUGCUUGAAGUUAAAGAAUUUUAUUUCUCUUUUAGUCAUUAAUUCACAUCACCUGUUUUGUUCCAGUAAACUGAUGGUCUUUUUAAGUGUCUGAUAAUUGCAAAGAUGUACAAACUCUGUCUGUUUAGCUGACUUUCGGCAGACAGAAUCUUCUUUUUGAUUCUUGUGAUUUUGGCGUCAGUCAUGCAAAUUCCGUGGUGAUACUGAAACAGCAUAAGUUGUUGGAAUCAAGUAUUUUCAUUAUCUGUGGUUUCUUCCUUUGAUUUUUGUCUGAUGUUAUUAAAAUGAUCCUUUAAAGAUGAAAUUCCUCCUUUGUGUGUUUGAAAAAGAUUUAUGGGCAGUAUUAAGAUAGAAAUAAGAUUGUAAAAUCUGUGUUGAUGAGGACUUCUUGCUGAUGUCUUGGUUAUUUUCUGCAUUAAGUAAAGCAAAAUUAAGUAGCUGUAAUGGACUGAGCAUACACUGGAGGUGCCACUGUUUUUCUGAGAUGACCAGUGCAAAAACCUGGCUAUUUUUUCUCAGCUGGUGAUACUGUCACUGGAGAAGAGAAUGAAAAAGAGCACCACUCGCUCCAUGCCUGCUACAUGUUUGAUGUGUUUGAUGGGCUUUCAAAGGAGACAAAUGUGACUCAUCUGAGACAGAGAGGUUCUGCUCUUAAAUUCUCACCUCAAAUGCCAGUUCCAGUGACUGAAGGUUGUGUAUUCAAUACCCAGACAUGAUGGAUUCUUGGAAUGUGGUAUGCUCUGACCCCAGGGUUUUUUCUUUCUUGUCACCAUCUCUGUGGAGAUCCUGGAAUGUGCUCUGCAUGCAGUUAUUUAUGAAGUAUCAAUUGCCUCAGAUCCAGGCCUUGAAAAUAAGGGAUGCAACWGAAUUAGUUUCUAACUAAUUCUGGGUUUUGUGGCUUGGUGUGUGGAGUAUGACAGUACUAUUCAUAUAUUAUUUAAGCUCAGUGCUUUAACAGCUGGGAGUGUCUUUAUUUGUAUGACAGUGCUGUGAGGGAACUCCUGGUCCUCACUCCAUACUUUAAUUUACACUGUACUUGUGAUCCAUGAAACUUCACUUUUCACCAUAACAGUGUAAUAUUACCAGUAGAAAGGCUUUGCAUCAAGAAUUAUAGACAUGCCUCUGAUUAAAUCUAAGAAUAACAAUAACAAUGUGGAAAGAAUGGGAUAAAGKUUUUCAAGUUUGGCUGUGGGUGGCAUCUUUAGCAUACCUGCCUAUUUGCUGCUUUCAUUGAAG
Messenger RNA from Malurus melanocephalus (red-backed fairy wren), 4237 nucleotides. It is a transcript of the gene GLB1, whose product is annotated as galactosidase beta 1. Gene Ontology annotation, molecular function: beta-galactosidase activity. Gene Ontology annotation, cellular component: vacuole. Bases 104 to 2059 code for a protein of 651 amino acids. The record is from RefSeq and is a predicted model, not a curated record. The transcript has 16 exons. Gene Ontology annotation, biological process: carbohydrate metabolic process. Lineage: Eukaryota; Metazoa; Chordata; Aves; Passeriformes; Maluridae.